Eurypyga helias (sunbittern) is the source of this 1068-nucleotide messenger RNA. It is a transcript of the gene IKBIP, whose product is annotated as IKBKB interacting protein. The transcript has 3 exons. The coding region runs from base 1 to 1068 and encodes 355 amino acids. NCBI's taxonomy places the organism in Eukaryota, Metazoa, Chordata, Aves, Eurypygiformes, Eurypygidae. The record is from RefSeq and is a predicted model, not a curated record.
AUGUCUGAAGUUAAGCAGAGGAAAAAGGGUAUCUCUUCAUCCAAGACCAAUGAAGAUUCGCAAAAGGUUGAGAAGCACAGUAACUGUGGGAAGCUGGCAAGUCCCAGGACCGGCAAUCAUCGGAGUUCCUUUUGGAUGGACUCACGGACAACCUUGAGCAUCAUUUCCCUUGCUGUUUGCCUGGUGCUGACCUGGUUCCUGUUUCAGCAGUCAAAUCAAUUUGCUGAUAUGGAAAAAAAGUACAGUUUCUUACAGCAGGAAGCUGAAAAAUUCAUGGAUGUGGAAAAUAAAGUUAACUUAAUUUCUGAAAAGUGCGGGAAGACUUCGAGCUUAAUAGAACAGCUGGAAGAUCAUCAAAUAACUUCUCACAUUAAGCAUCUCCAGGAAGAUAUUUACACAAUGAAAACAUCGUCGAGCAGCAUAAUUAAAAACCAAGAAGAACUGCAGAAGAAUUUCACAACCCUUUAUCGUGCAGUUUCAAGCACUGAACAGAAUGCGGCUUCUGUCGCAAAAAACCUAACUUUGAUGAUUGUGACAGUAAAAACUGACAUAAGGCGUAUUUCUGGCCUAGUCUCAGAUAUGACUGCGUUGACACAUUCUUUGCAAGCACUAGAAGAUAAAGUAGAAAAUGGGGAGAAGACGACAAUCAAACAUAUAGGUGACCUGCUUACCAGCAGCAUCGACCGAAGUACAAAACUACAGAGCCUGGCAUCCAGCAACGCAAGAAAAAUUGAGCAGAUUGGGACAGCACUGUCUGAGCUCAGGAGCAGUUUUAACAAGCACUCAGACCGACUUCUGAAUCUCGAAGGUGACAGAGCCAAAGUUCUGAAGGCGGUUACGUUUGCAAAUGAUUUAAAACCCAAGAUGUACAGACUCAGAAAGGAUUUUGCCACCUUGGAGCCAUUGCUAAAUGACCUUACGCUGAGAAUAGGAAGAUUAGUGGAGGAUGUAUUACGACGGGAGAAAGAAAUGGCUUUACUGAAGGAGAAACUGGCCAUUCUUACAAGAGUUCAAACUGAGAUCAAAGAUGUGGAAGAGGAAAUAACCCAGAUUUCAGACAUGAACUGA